Molecule: messenger RNA, 2334 nt
Organism: Ailuropoda melanoleuca (giant panda)
Lineage: Eukaryota; Metazoa; Chordata; Mammalia; Carnivora; Ursidae
Gene: CGRRF1
Product: cell growth regulator with ring finger domain 1
Exons: 4
Coding region: 113-721 (202 amino acids)
Biological process (GO): negative regulation of cell growth
Source: RefSeq, a predicted model, not a curated record
GCCGAGUGCGUAUUUACAAAGUUUGUCAGCUACGAGGCACCGUAGUGGCUUUUACCCCGGCCGGGUGGGUUGGGCUGGGCGGCUGAAGCUCGGCUCAGUUUAGGACAUCCCGAUGGCUGCGGUGUUCCUGGUAACGCUGUAUGAAUAUUCGCCGCUUUUCUACAUAGCGGUGGUCUUUACCUGCUUCAUCGUGACCACCGGCUUGGUAUUGGGAUGUCCCCGUCGCUGCGGGUAUCUGGGGGUGGUGCCGGAUCGAGGUAUAAUACCACUUUUGUUUCUAAGAGAUAAAGCGAUUUCCAUGGUGUCAGUAAUUCAUAUUCCUGAUAAGACUUAUAAACUUUCCUGUAGAAUGUUGUAUCAAUAUUUACUCCUGGCUCAAGGUCAAUUUCAUGAUCUUAAGCAACUUUUCAUGUCUGCAAAUAAUAAUUCCACUCCCUCCAGCACUUCCUCUCCAGAAGAAAAAAGCAUAGAGCGCAGUUUGCUGGAAAAGGCCGGACUGUCCGAGAGUGAAGCGGAGGCUCCGGAGGAGAACAGCAAGGACUGUGUGGUUUGCCAGAACGGAACUGUGAACUGGGUGCUUCUGCCGUGUCGACACACGUGCUUGUGUGACGGCUGUGUUCGGUAUUUUCAGCAGUGCCCAAUGUGCAGGCAGUUUGUUCAGGAAUCUUUUACACUUUGCAGUCAAAAGGAACAAGAGAAAGACAAACUGAAAGCUCUUUGAGAGUGUUGUUACAACUGAAAAGUAUACGUUCCACUGAAGAUGUAGAAAUUUGCGUUCUUGGAAUUAAUCAUAACAUGGAAUCUACAGUGUUGACCAUCAGUGAAAAUUCUAUUUUAAUUUCACAUUUGUACGGUACAUGGAUGAUGAAAAUGAAUUCCUUUCUGUUCAGUAUGAUAAAUACUGGAAUACCAUCUGCGCUAAUACAUAAAAAUUCAUUCAACUCUUGAGAAGAGUGUAAAUGUUUGGCCUUUUAUCAGCUAGGGGAUUUCAUACAAUGUAGAUUAGGAAAAUUCUGAAAAGCAACCCAUCUAAAAUCUGAGGAGGUAAAAGUCAAGAUCUCUGGAUGUUUUGCCUUUCCCAUCAUUUGGAGUGCGAUUGGGAAAAAACUGAAUUCUUCCUAAAGCAAUUGUAUGUUCCCCAGUUUAUAAAGGAGUUGGAAAGGGCUUCUAACUCUAAAUCUUUUCCUAAAAUAACAGCUUUUAUAAAUAUCCAUCUAAUUUUCUUUAUAGUCACAUAAACACAAGUCUUAAUUUUAAUAUAGCAUCUUAAGUCAUAAACAAGAUACAAUUAUUAUCUGUUCUCAGUGUAUCAUAGAUUAAAAUGAUACUCCUCUGUAGGAAGCAGAUAUAUAAAACUUGGAUAAUAAAUUCCUUGGAUAACUAAAUUUAUUGUCAAGUAUGAUUAGGUUAGCAGAAUGUGACCUGUCGGGAAAGAACUGUGAGACUCGUAAUGCCUUACCUUAGAUUUCCUCCUGCAUAACAAAUCUGUCUAAAACCAGAGAGGUUUUGGAGCCAGAAAAACUGCUAAGAGAAACAAAUAACUAUUUUUUUCUACUGUAUUUUUAUUCCAAAUAAACCCAUAUCCUUCAGAAUAGUAACCUGAUUGGCAAAAAGCCCCAUCCCCCAUGCUUUCCAAGAUGACAAAAAAAAAAAAAAAAAGUAAAUCAGAGCUUUCUGUGUCUUCAGGACAUAUUACCUUCCACUCACCAAGAAAUUAGAUCAUGGCAAGUAAACUGAACUUCAGGGAAAUUUUCAAGGCUUCUUUGUCCUGUUUGUAUGAAGAAUAAUGCCUUAUCUUUGUAUCAGUGUUUUUACAUAGCAUCAUUUCAUUCUAAUCAAAUACAACAAUCUGAAGAAGACAUUACCUAUUCUCCAUUUUAUAAACCAAAUCAGACUUUCAUCUCUGCUCAGUAGCUAUGUAUUAAAUACCUUCUAAGGGCCAGAUACCUUUUGGCAGUCUGAGCUACAAAGAAUCAGGCAAAACUUCCGACCUCAGAGUAUCUGUGCCUCUACAGCAUUGCAGAAACUCGUCCCCACCUCGGAAAUUCUAGAGCUCUGUUCCAACCCUGCCGCUGGAAGCAGGGGCAGUCGAAAGCUACAGUCUCUGCAGCAGUUAGCUAGCAACAGCUUAUCUGGGAAACUCACCCUGUGGAGUAAAUUGGGGGAAUCUUCAAGGAUCACUUUGUCCAUCUCAGCCAGCCCGCUUCUCCUUCCAGUUUGUACUGAAACUGUCUGAGACAUAUGGUUGCUUUCUCAUCUGUGAUAGAUUCCACCUGCAGUCUUCCUCCAUUCCUUGUAACUGUUUUAUUGUAGUAAAAUAUACAUAACAGGAAA